Molecule: messenger RNA, 456 nt
Organism: Daldinia caldariorum
Lineage: Eukaryota; Fungi; Ascomycota; Sordariomycetes; Xylariales; Hypoxylaceae
Exons: 2
Coding region: 34-267 (77 amino acids)
Source: RefSeq, a predicted model, not a curated record
GGUUAAGCGACAAGGUUUAGCAAGGUUGGAAAAAUGCAGAAGUCUGGAACAAUAACUCCAUUUACCUCGUUCACUCAACCGUACCUUUUUAUUUUAUUUUUUUACCUUGUCAAUUUGUCUAACCACUAUAUUUUUGUCUUACACUCUUUACUCGUUUUGCCAUUUAUUCUUUUUUUCUUUUCUUUUGCCCCUCGAAGGCUUUUUAGGGUCACUCGUUCCUUGCAUGAUCACGUACGACUUGUCGGCAGCAAAUCAUCAUCCAUUUGAAUGUUUCAUUUUUAGCUGUUAGGAAGUUAUCAGGGGACUAACACGAAUAACACGUACAUGACAUUACAUUCGUACAUUACAUUCGUACAUCCAGCGCAAGAAGGACGAUACAGAUACAGAUACAUCCGUACAUGCAUACCUACUGUUCCCUUGCGGCCUUGCCUCCUUUGGUUACCCUUUAAGUGGUUU